Molecule: messenger RNA, 3956 nt
Organism: Venturia canescens
Lineage: Eukaryota; Metazoa; Arthropoda; Insecta; Hymenoptera; Ichneumonidae
Gene: Syngr
Product: synaptogyrin
Exons: 5
Coding region: 161-838 (225 amino acids)
Cellular component (GO): synaptic vesicle membrane; neuromuscular junction
Source: RefSeq, a predicted model, not a curated record
UCUGGAUGUUCUGGAUUGAAUAGAAAUCAUUUGAAAGUUGCUCUUGUAGACAUACGAACAAGUGAGCUGUGACUCUUGUGACACACGCACACCCACGACACAUCCGGGAUCCAAACAAUAUUGACAACACGGCUUACGUUUAGUGUUCAGUCUCCCUAAGAUGGACGGUGGUGGAGCUUACGGUGGUGGAAAGGCUGGAGCCCCGUUUGACCCGAUUACAUUCGUACAAAGGCCUCACGUUAUUCUCAAAGCUGUAUGUUUGCUCUUUGCGAUAAUAGUCUUCGGUUGCAUCAGCAGCAAGGGAUAUUUGUUGGGAUCGGAUGGCAAAGAACAUUGCCUCUACAAUGAUGAUACCAAUGCCUGUAAUUAUGGAGUGGGUAUCGGCGUUUUGGCAUUCCUAGCAUCCAUAGGAUUCCUCGUUGGAGAAUAUCUCUUUGAACAAAUGUCAUCCGUCAAAACCAGAAAACAUUAUGUCCUCUUGGACCUUGGUUUCUCCGGCUUCUGGGCAUUCCUUUACUUUGUAGGAUUUUGCUAUUUGACCAAUGCUUGGAACAACUCCACUGAACCCAAAGACGGAUACGGUGUUAAUAACGUGCAAGCAGCAAUUGCUUUUUCGUUUUUCUCAAUAUUCACUUGGGCGGGAAGUGCUUGGUUCGCGUUUCAAAGAUUUAAGCAAGGAACAGAUGCUGCAUUUGCACCGAGUUACGAGGCAGAUCCCGCAGGUGGUGCAGGUUAUACGAGUUACCCAGAUGCUGCAGACACGAAUUAUCAAGAGCCGCCAUUUGGUCAGCAGCAACAGCAACGGGGUAUGAACGAAUUUCAGGCUCCGGCGUACUGAGAGUAAAAAAGACGCCAAAAAAAUGAAAACACACACGAGGAGUUGUCCGAUUGAUAGUUAUUCAACCGAAAAUACGAUAUAUUUUCAAAGUUAUAAUGCACAGCGAGCUACUGACGUGAGACGACGUUCGAUAUACAAACUUAACACACAAAUAACUGGAUCCUUAGGAAUUUUUUCCGACUUCCCUGUUGAUACGAUUUUCCGCAGUUUCAUUUGUUCCAUUUAAACAUUAAACUGUUAUAACGUCCUGUUUAUUUGGCAGUUGUAUGGAGACUCGUCUUUCUUGUAGCUCUCGAGUGAAUAUUCGUCGUCGUUCUAUCCAGAACAUAUUCAAUUGAAAUACGAACAUCGUCGAUUCGCUUAUAGCGUUAGACACUAAACUCAAUACACACAUAUAUUAUCCCACAUAAGUGUGCGAUAAGAAUUCGAAACCUGCGUACUUAAGUUGUUUUCGAUGACACUCGUAUAGUUGAACACCCGAAAUGCAACGAUAGGCCUCAUAAAGAAUACUAAUGCGAAAAAAUAUAACGGAAAAUCGAGUAACAAGAGAAGAUGGCAAAGAACGUUUUACCAAAAAAAUCACUCGUGACUGUAGGAUAAGAGACUUUGAAAAAUUUCUCAUGUUAUGAAUCCGUGGAUUUUCGUGCAGGAAUAAGUGCUAACGAUCCAACACGUAUGUCGGACGUUGCAUCUAAGAAUCUCGGCAAAGAUGACGAAUUUUUUUUCUUCCACUCGGGUUUAGUCGAUAUUUACAAAUUGAUACGGAAAAUAAAGAAAAAUUAUAUAUAUAUAUAAACGAUAAUUGAAUAUAUAUAUAUAUACAUAUGUAUAUAUGUGUACCAAACAUUCACUAAAAAAUUUGAUCUCCUAUCGAAAGGAUCAACUAACGCAUAAACUCGGCAGCGUAUUGUGUGAUUGCGCGUAAAUUUUGCUUAUCGAUCCAUAAAUUAUCGUAUAAUUGAAAAAAAAAAAAAAAAAAAACAACAAAACUCAGAUGAAAAUAAUUAAACAGGGAAAAAAUAAAAGGAAAGAGAAUACAUUGAAAAAGAUUGACAAAAGGAAGAGAAAAAGGAGAGAAACAAUUGUAUAAUUUGUUCAGUAUUGUACGAUUACUUCGAUUUAUUUAUUAUGUGAAAGAUUCGUGUAUGAUGUAACACAAGUACGCGUAGUACGGAUAGUAGAAAAAAGAAAAAGAAAAAAAAAUUAUAUUCCGAAAAGAUUGUCAAACCAGGUGUUGACGGCGUGUAUGAUAGCUUACGAUCGAUGUAACGUGAGGACAUAAAUUGAUUGCAAAUGAUUCACUUGAACGAAAAAAACCGUAUAUAAUAGUUCUCGAGUGAUAUACUUCCGCAAAGAAAAAAGUAGUAAAAAAUACUAAAGCAAAUAAAUGGAUCGCUUGCUCGCUGUCUCGUAUUUGUCGAAGAAAAAUUUAUCGAAAGUUCGGGGCAGCGGUCCAAACGACACAAUUGAAAUCCGCUACGUAGUUGAGAUACUUAAGAAAAGACUCGUUUAGUGCAACCUGUUUCAAUCGAGUCGAGUAAUUAUUCUUAGACGGAGAGCAAGAACAAAUGGAGCGUAUGCAAGAGAUGUAGAGAGCGAAAGAGAGAGAGAGAGAGGAAGAUAGACACGGUAAUCGCCGCACCGCAUUUAUCGUAGAAAAGAAGUAGAUUUCGUCCGAUUAUGUACGCAGCUUUAACUUAUUAUAAUAGAACGAAUGGAACGUUCUUGAAGAAUUUUGUCACCUUGGCUCGCAUGGGAAAACUAUUUUCUAAGAAAAUCUGCUCGCAGUAAAUUUCUAGUCGACUGAUUUUCUAUUGAACAGCAAUCAAGCUUUUUCCAAACUACCCCAAUAUCAUUUUUGACUGUGAAUCGAGAAUUGUGAAAAUUGUGAAGAGUUUGUUCGGACGAAGGCUGAACAAACUUCGAUAUUCUUUGCAAUUUUCUUACAAGUGUUUACUCUCAGAAAUUCGCCUGAGAGAAAAAAAUGUUCAUUCGGGUAGGAAAAUAUUUGAAAAAUGAAUUUUCGGCAACAGGGCUGAACGUUUUUUUUUCAUGACAGUCUCUUCAAGUUCGUUCAAGAGUUCGACGAUUAUUCUGUUCGUUAUUUACGGUUGGCGCUUAUAAUUUACCGGUAAUAUAAAAAAGUCGAGAAAAUCUCAUUACUUCAUCAUCGAAUGACAAACGAGGGGGCCGACCGAUUGUUUUUCGAACGUUAAAAUUCAGGUAUAGCGAAAACCAUACGUAUUCCAUUUACUUCUAGUCACGCAUAUACGCAUUAAGCUAUAUGCCAUGUAAACACACACAUAGGCACACAAACGGAACUUGACGGAGGAGAAAAAUAAAGAAAAAAAGCGCUGUUGCAGCAUUAUAGCCACUGCGAGAAACUUAAAAUAAUAGUGGAAGAAAGAAGCAACGGAAACACACGAUGAAAGCUUUUCGAUUCGAGUUAUUUGUAUAUUUUCUUUUUCUUACCAUAGAAAUUAAGUUGUAUAUUGGUAUAAUCGUGUAACUCACGUUGCGAACUUUGACUACGCCGUCUCCAGUCGAAUACAGACCCGAACAAAAAAUGUCGAUAAUUUAUGAAAAAUGAGGUGGCGUGAAUAAAUUUAAAAAAAAAAUAAAUAAAUAAAACAGAAAUAAAAAAAAAAUAAAAAACAAAUAUAUAUAUAAAUAUAUAAAUUUUAAUAUUUUGGUGUGUGUAUAACCAACAAGCAAUAGGCGAGGCGAGACGUGUUUCGGGCCCAAAGUGACGUGACUGUAUGAAUGUUCAAUGGUGUAUAAUCUACUAUGUAGUAUUAUUUGAAACGCGGUUCAUCAUAACUAGAGCAAGAGAAUGUAUUUGAGUCUUUAUGGGAAGAGCAGACCGUAAAAAGUGGAAAAAAAAGCAAAGCAAGAGGGAGGUAACUACUUUAGCUGUAUGAUACGUGCGGGUGGAAAAUGCCAGCCACCUACUUCAAAUCGCAUAUAAAUGUUAUCAUCUAUCGUGUUAAAAAAAAAAAAUUGCGACAUUGUACAAUUAUUUUUUUCCUAAUGCUCCAUCCAGCAUCAAAACAUACAAUAAUAAUCCUGAGGGAAAAUAUUUCGCCACCCGGACUAAAAAUUAAAAAUGUUAAUUCGA